Molecule: messenger RNA, 1078 nt
Organism: Homalodisca vitripennis (glassy-winged sharpshooter)
Lineage: Eukaryota; Metazoa; Arthropoda; Insecta; Hemiptera; Cicadellidae
Product: axonemal dynein light intermediate polypeptide 1-like
Exons: 1
Coding region: 113-910 (265 amino acids)
Cellular component (GO): axoneme
Molecular function (GO): dynein heavy chain binding
Source: RefSeq, a predicted model, not a curated record
UAUUGUCAUGUUUAUUCAAUCCUAAUGUUUUGGUGUUAUUAGUGGCAUAACUUCAAUAUUAAAUACCCAACAGACUAAAUAUAUCAAGAGGGUAGAAUUUUGAAAUUUUGAAAUGAGUAUAGCAAACGAUAGGCUUUCUGAAGUAGAUACCCUUUUCCAUUCAGGGGUCGAGAUGGUUCGGUACGACGAUCCCGUGAUGGUAGUGAAGGACCCGGAGUCGUGUGAGUCUGUGACAGAUGUGACACAACGUCGCAAGCCGCCGAGGAAUCCCUAUAACGUUCACCCGAUGGCCGAUACGACGGGUACUCUACACGACGUGCUGAACUGUAUCCGGCCGCCGAGGGAGUGGGAGGACAAGGGGGUGCUGUGGAGGCAGUACGUCUCCAGGGAUGUGGUGGUGCGAGAAGACGUCCCGAGACUGGGAGAGACACUGGAAACUGCGCUGAGGGAACAUAUGGCGCGUGAGAGACCAAUAUGUGUCAAACGAUUCCAACUGAUAGACGAAUACUUCAGUGAGAUAAUCCGCCAGGUGACGGUAGACUGUGUGGAGCGCGGCUUGCUCUUCCUCCGAGUCCGAGAGUACAUAAAAGAGGUGUUGUCAUAUUACCGUGGGAUCUACGAGAGCAGUUUGGCGUUCAGCUCGGACAAAGUAGACAAGGCUCUGGCAUACAAGUGUGACAAGAGAAAUCUCGUGGUGGAGCUGAAGAGUGAGAUUGAGAAGCUGGACAGACAAGUUGUGGAUCUCAAACUCCAGGUAGAUCUGCUGGAACUUAAUGAGGAGGAACUUGCUAAGAAUAGACAAAAGAAACACAACAAGAAAGUUCAAGCUAUCGAGACGAGUAACAAUGAAUUAAGGUUGCUGAUGUCUGGAAUGAUAGUUCCGUCAUCAAAAAAGAAAUCACUGUUUUAACAUACAUUAUAUUUUAUUUAUUUAUGCUCAUUGUUUUAAGAAAUUCAAUAAUAUACUGAAAGUAGUAAAGUAGUAUAUUCUUGUAAAUUAUACAAUAUAAGGCAUUGUUUAAUUGCUAAAUUCGCUUUGUACUCUCUUAAAUAAUUUAAUUAAAAGGUAUAAAACUAA